CCCGCUCCGUCGGCCAUGCUGCCCCGCCGCGCCCCGGCGCCCGGUGCGCAGCUGCUGCCCGCGCCCGCCCUGCUGCUGCUGCUGCUGCUCGGCGCGGGGCCCCGCAGCGGCUGUCUGGCCAGCCCGGUCCCUGCCGCGUCCUUGUCCGUGUCGGGGCCAUGCGGCGCACAGCCCUGCCGGAACGGGGGUGUGUGCACCCCGCGCCCCGCGCCCGGCCCGCAGUCCCCGGACGCCGCCGGCGACCCCGGCUACAGCUGCACCUGUCCCGCAGGGAUCUCUGGCGCCAACUGCCAGCUUGUUGCGGAUCCUUGCGCCAGCAACCCGUGUCACCAUGGCAACUGCAGCAGUAGCAACAGCAGCAGCAACAGCAGCGACGGCUACCUCUGCAUUUGCAAUGAAGGCUAUGAAGGUCCAGUCUGUGAACAGGCACUUCCCAGCGUCCCCGUCUCUGGCUGGACGGAGUCCAUGGCACCCAGACAGCUUCAGCCUGUCCCCACCACCCAGGAGCCUGACAUAAUCCUGCCCCGCUCUCAGGCCACCAUCACCCUGCCAACGUGGCAGCCGAAAACUGGGCAGAAAGUUGUAGAAAUGAAAUGGGAUCAAGUGGAGGCGAUUCCAGAUACUGCCUGUGGGAAUGCCAGUUCUAACAGCUCUGCGGGUGGCCGUCUGGUGUCCUUCGAGGUGCCACAGAACACUUCAGUCAAAAUUCGUCAAGAUGCCACUGCCUCACUGAUUUUGCUGUGGAAGGUCACGGCCACGGGAUUUCAACAGUGCUCCCUCAUAGAUGGACGGAGCGUGACCCUCCUCCAGACUCCCGGGGGCCUCGUCCUCUUGGAGGAGAUGCUUGCCUUGGGGCACAAUCACUUCAUCGGUUUUGUGAAUGAUUCUAUUACUAAAUCUAUCGUGGCUUUGCGCUUGACUCUGGUGGUGAAGGCCAGCACCUGUGCACCAGGAGAGAGCCACGCAAACGACCUGGAGUGCUCGGGGAGAGGAAGGUGCACCACGAAGCCAUCAGAGGCAACUUUUUCGUGUAACUGUGAUGAUCAGUACACGGGUACUUUCUGUGAAGAAUUUGACGCCUGCCAGAGGAAACCCUGCCAGAACAAUGCAAGCUGUGUUGAUGCGAUUGAAAAGCAAGAUGGGGGCAACUUUACCUGUGUUUGCCUUGCUGGUUAUACUGGAGAGCUUUGCCAAUCCAAGAUUGACUAUUGUAUCCUAGACCCAUGCAGAAAUGGAGCAACCUGCAUUUCUAAUCUCAGUGGAUUCAUCUGCCAGUGUCCAGAAGGCUACCUGGGCGCUGCCUGCGAGGAGAAGGUGGACCCCUGCGCCUCGGGGCCCUGCCAGAACAACGGGACCUGCUACGCCGAGGGGCUGCACUUCGGCUGCAGCUGCAGCGCGGGCUUCACGGGCCCAGCCUGCGCGCAGCUCGUGGACUUCUGUGCGCUCAGCCCCUGCGCCCAUGGCACGUGCCGCAGCGUGGGCACCAGCUAUAAAUGCCUCUGUGACCCAGGCUACCAUGGCCUCUACUGUGAGGAGGAAUACAACGAGUGCCUCUCUGCCCCGUGCCUGAACGCCGCCACCUGCAGGGACCUUGUCAACGGCUAUGAGUGCGUGUGCCUGGCAGAGUACAAAGGAAUCCACUGUGAAUCCUACAAGGACCCCUGUGCUAACGUCAGCUGUCUGAACGGAGGCACCUGUGACAGUGAAGGCCUAAAUGGCACAUGUGUCUGCGCACCCGGGUUUACAGGUGAAGAGUGUGACAUCGACAUCAAUGAAUGUGACAGUAACCCCUGCCAUCACGCCGGUACCUGCCUGGACCAGCCCAACGGUUAUACAUGCCACUGCCCACGUGGCUGGGUGGGAGCAAACUGCGAAAUCCACAUCCAGUGGAAGUCCGGGCACAUGGCGGAGAGCCUCACCAACAUGCCCCGGCACUCCCUCUACAUCAUCAUCGGCGCCCUCUGUGUCGCCUUCAUCCUGAUGCUCGUCAUCCUGAUUGUGGGGAUUUGCCGCAUCAGCCGCAUCGAGUACCAGGGCUCUUCCAGGCCGGCCUAUGAGGAGUUCUACAACUGCCGCAGCAUCGACAGCGAGUUCAGCAGUGCCAUCGCCUCCAUCCGGCAUGCCAGGUUUGGAAAGAAAUCCCGGCCUGCGAUGUAUGAUGUGACCCCCAUCGCCUAUGAGGAUUACAGCCCCGAUGACAAGCCGUUGGUCACACUGAUUAAAACAAAAGAUUUGUAAUCUUUUGGGGGAUUAUUUUUCAAAAAGAUGGGCUACUACAUUCAUUUAACUAUUUUUAAGAAAAUGAAAAGCUUAAGAAAUUUAAAACGUUCGCUGCUCAAGAGUUCUCGGUAGAAUAUUUAAGAACUAAUUUUCUGCAGCUUUUGGUUUGAAAAAAAUAUUUUAAAAACGGAAUUUGCGACAUCCAUUAGACUACAUUUUAACAUACUUUCAGCUCUCUAAACUAUAUGCUUCAACUAGUGUGUGCACUUUCCACGGUAGAUAUUAUUACGAAACCCAGAUUGUUUUCUGCGGUUGUUACAGAAUAAGUCUAAGCGAGGACAAGUUCGUCUUUGACAUGUGAGUGUUGGCUUUUUGAGUAGAGUUAGGAAACACAUGUAGAGUAUGAACCAUAAUACAGUAUACCCAUUACUUAAAAAGAAGUCUGAAGUGUUUGUCCUGUGAAAAAGAAACUAGUUAAAUUUAUUAUUCCUAACCCUUAUGAAAUUAGCCUUUGCCUUACUCUGUGCAUGGGUAAGUAACUUAUUUCUGCACUGUUUUGUUGAACGUUGCGGAAACUGGAAACAUUCGCUUGAGUUUCUUUUUGUCAUUUUCGUAACAUUUGUCAGGCUAGGCCUUGAAAACAUACAUGAUGACAGGGCCUAGUGAGGCAAAUUAUGAUCAAAUUGAAUCUGUAUUUUCCUUUACAAGUCAAGGUCUUUAUAGUUGUUCCUUGCUAAGGGGUAGUAAAUGUAAGGGCGUACCUGUUCCUUCAGUAGUGAGUAUUUCUCAUAGUGCAUCUUUAUUUAUAUCCAGGACAUUUUUGUGGCUGUAUUUGAUUGAUAUGUGCUUCUUCCGAUUCUUGCUAAUUUCAAAGAAUACUGAAUAAAUGUUACCAAGUCAAGGA
Molecule: messenger RNA, 3124 nt
Organism: Globicephala melas (long-finned pilot whale)
Lineage: Eukaryota; Metazoa; Chordata; Mammalia; Artiodactyla; Delphinidae
Gene: DNER
Product: delta/notch like EGF repeat containing
Molecular function (GO): calcium ion binding; Notch binding
Source: RefSeq, a predicted model, not a curated record